AUGUUAGUCGAUACAGCUUAUACUAAACUCCCUCAGGUGGCUGCUGGGUUGCCUACAAACUACUACAACGACUUGUGGUGGAAGUCUCUGAGCAAAUCAAGACAGCAGAAGCUCAAGGCAAAACCUCCAAAAGCGUUGCCAUCCUUCGACCAUCUCCAGCGUAGUUGA
Molecule: messenger RNA, 168 nt
Organism: Laccaria bicolor S238N-H82
Lineage: Eukaryota; Fungi; Basidiomycota; Agaricomycetes; Agaricales; Hydnangiaceae
Exons: 2
Coding region: 1-168 (55 amino acids)
Source: RefSeq, a predicted model, not a curated record